CGGCGCAGUUAGGACUCUGCAGUGGCGCUGAGAUGCUGUUGCAAGCGUACUUGUUUCUGAGCUGCGUCAGCCUCGUGUGGAAUGCGCGGGCUUCGGCGAUGGUAGUUAUCACCGCCGAGGGCUACGUGCGCCCCGUGGAGGUGGGGGUGUACUACGAGUCGCUAUGCCCCUGCUGCCAGUCCUUCAUCACCGGUCAGCUGGCGUCCGCCUACACAGAGGCGCCCGAGCUGAUGAACCUCACCCUGGUCCCGUACGGAAACGCACAGACGACAAAAACUUCAAGAGGAUAUGAAUUUGUAUGUCAGCACGGUCCAACGGAGUGCCAAGGCAAUAAAGUACACUCAUGUGCAAUAAAAUAUGUAAAUAAUAAAAUGCAACUUCUGAACUACGUAGCGUGUAUGAUGAGCGAUGAGAGUGACCCUGAAGCCAUUGGCGAAGAGUGCGCCCAAUUGACGGGUAUUCCGUGGAAGCCGAUACUGAAGUGUUCGAGGGGAAGAGAGGGGACUGAAUUGCUGAAGGCCAAUGGCGACUUGACAGAGGCCCUAGGCCCUGAGAUGGAAGGCGUACCAGCCAUCACAUUCAACAGGAAACUGGGCGAUCAGUUAGCUGCAAUAAACGACUUCUGGGGCGAACUUUGCAAACAUUUCCCGGAACCUAAGCCAACAAAGUGUCUAACUCAUUCCUACAAGACGUUCUCACUGCAUGAAAGACUUCAGGAUGGCACAGACGGAAAAGAACACAGCUCUGAGGAAUUGUGGAAAAAGCGAUCUCCUUUUGAAUGGAACACAAAAUACGCAAACUGCCCCGAGUAAUUUGAGAAAAUUACGGCAAACAGUUUAUGGGAAUAACCUGAAACAGUCGACACAGUAAAGGUUACUGAGCUAACUUAUUUGUUAUAAAACAACAUACUGCUCUGUUUUGAGAAGUGAUGGAAUGGCAUUUAGAAAAUGCAAUCAGCUGUGUGGUGACAACACUAUGUAAUUGGAUUUUUCCAUUCACUAACUGCAUGUGGCAAGCCUUUCUUGCGUCACAAAAUUUCCCUGAUGGAAAAAGGCAAAUUAUUAAAAAUGAGUCAGAAUGAUGAUCUACCACAACCAUAUCCCAAUAAUUAAAUAUAAAAUUUCAUUUAUCUGGACUUCUAUUUUAGAAACAAUCUAAGCAUUACAUAUUUGUAAUAAACAAAUAUAUUCACAAAACACAAGGUAAUAAAUGAUGAACUGCAAGACAAGUAGAUAUAACACUGAGUAAUAAAGAUGGGCGCCAUUGGUAAGCUCCAUUUUUACGAAAAAUGUGAAAGACAGGGCUAUAAAACAUUUGAAAGAAAAAUUGCAAUAACAAGUUGUUGAUGGUAAAUCCAAAAUAAAAAGUUUCAUAUUUCACACUUCUAAAUAAUGUACUUUUAAUUAUUAUUUAACUAUCUUUACAUCUCUCUAUUGUACAGACAUUGUCAGACAAAGUUUGCUAUUUCUAUUUAAUUCCUUUAAUAUGCUUGCAGUUAUUUUCUCAUGUUAAACUGCUCUGUUUUUCCUUUACUUUCGUGUUAACGAUAAAGCCACUUUGUUUCAUUAUCGUACGCUGGGAAUAUGUAGUAUACGACUUGUUUUAAAUUUGUUGUCGCAGAGAAAUGUACAAGAGGAGCAAUGAACAUAAUGUUAUACUACAUAUUUCAUAUAUUAUACUUGAUACCCAUCCACCAGUUUUUGACUUUUCAGUGUUUGUAGAUAAGAUCUGUAGGGGAUAUGUUAAUGUUGCAGGCAUUUUUUGCUGUAAAUGAAUUUAAAUAUUGUACAUAAAUAAUUGUUACCACUGACAGCUGUUACUAACUUGUAUGCUCUGAGGCUGGCUGUAUGAUCAUGAAACCAAAAUCCAAUAA
Schistocerca piceifrons (Central American locust) is the source of this 1873-nucleotide messenger RNA. RefSeq names its product gamma-interferon-inducible lysosomal thiol reductase-like. The coding region runs from base 33 to 812 and encodes 259 amino acids. The record is from RefSeq and is a predicted model, not a curated record. Gene Ontology annotation, molecular function: oxidoreductase activity, acting on a sulfur group of donors, disulfide as acceptor. Lineage: Eukaryota; Metazoa; Arthropoda; Insecta; Orthoptera; Acrididae. The transcript is spliced from 6 exons.